Molecule: messenger RNA, 2774 nt
Organism: Musa acuminata AAA Group (dessert banana)
Lineage: Eukaryota; Viridiplantae; Streptophyta; Magnoliopsida; Zingiberales; Musaceae
Product: ATP-dependent zinc metalloprotease FTSH 8, mitochondrial
Exons: 8
Coding region: 143-2572 (809 amino acids)
Biological process (GO): mitochondrial protein processing
Cellular component (GO): m-AAA complex; chloroplast thylakoid membrane
Molecular function (GO): zinc ion binding; ATP-dependent peptidase activity; ATP hydrolysis activity
Source: RefSeq, a predicted model, not a curated record
CUCGGGGCCGCUCCCCCUUUUCGUCGAUACUACCCCAAAAACUCCCCUCGCAUCUCCUCGUUGCCUCCUCAAUCCAAUCCCUGCUCGCUGCCCCAUCUCUCCCGAAGGUUUCUUCCCAUUUCAUGCGCGACUUCCCGGAAAGAUGAACUUCUCCGGCCUCGGGCGCUCCCUCUUACGAUCGGUGCGUUCCCGAUCACCCAAGGGUGCUCUGUCGGGUGGCUAUGGCGCGCGGCCUGUGAUUUCUAGCGAAGUGCUCCUGCAAAAACCUUGCAUUGGACGCGAUAUCACCGCCGGUAUAGGGCUUCUUAGGGGUUACUUGACUUCGGUGGGGGCCAAUAAGGCGAUCGGCGUGGGGAGCCAUCUCUCGCAUUGGAGGUUCCUGCUUGCGAAUCCUAAUUUCAGGCGAUUCUUCUCUAGUGGCUCCCCCAAAAAGAAAAAUUACGAGAAUUACUAUCCAAGGGAUAAGAAGGAAAUCCCCAAAGACUCCAGCAACAAAUCAGAUUCCAAAGGGGAUUCAAGCACAGAAGAUCAUGGGAAUUUCCAGGAGAAUUUUAUGAAGCAAUUGCAGAAUUACAUAGCUCCUCUUAUAUUUAUUGGCCUGUUGCUUUCAUCUUUUUCUGCUGGUACAUCUGACCAAAAAGAGAUUAGUUUUCAAGAGUUCAGAAACAAGCUAUUGGAACCAGGUUUGGUUGAUCAUAUUGUUGUAUCCAAUCGAUCAGUUGCCAAAGUUUAUGUCAGGAGUGCUCCUCAAGCAAACAAUCAGAAACAGGACAAUGAAAUUAAUAGUCCAAAAACAGAUGUUCCCAGCAGACGUGAUCCUGGCAGGUACAGAUACUAUUUCAAUAUUGGAAGUGUGGAUUCAUUUGAAGAGAAGUUGGAGGAAGCACAGGAAGCAUUGGGCCGAGAUCCACAUGACUAUGUUCCUGUAACUUAUGUCUCUGAAGUAAUUUGGUAUCAGGAGCUUCUGAAAUUUGCCCCAACGGCCUUCCUUUUGGGUCUUCUGUACUUCAUGGGGAAAAGAUUACAGGGUGGAUUUAGCAUAGGGGGUGGUGCAGGAAGGGGAAAUCGAGGUAUAUUUAACAUUGGAAAAGCUCAUGUGACCAAGAUGGAUAAGAAUUCGAAAAAUAAGGUGUAUUUCAAAGAUGUUGCUGGCUGUGAUGAAGCCAAACAAGAAAUAAUGGAGUUUGUGCAUUUCCUGAAAAAUCCUAAGAAGUAUGAGGAACUGGGAGCUAAAAUACCAAAAGGUGCCCUUCUUGUAGGUCCUCCUGGUACAGGAAAGACGCUUCUUGCAAAAGCAACUGCAGGCGAAUCUGAUGUACCGUUUCUGUCAAUUUCUGGUUCAGAUUUCAUGGAAAUGUUUGUUGGUGUUGGACCAUCCAGGGUAAGAAACUUGUUUCAAGAAGCAAGACAGUGUGCCCCUAGUAUAAUUUUCAUUGAUGAAAUUGAUGCUAUCGGUCGAGCAAGAGGUCGUGGAGGUUUCUCAGGUUCAAAUGAUGAACGAGAAAGCACGCUGAAUCAGUUGCUUGUAGAGAUGGAUGGGUUUGGAACCACCUCUGGAGUGGUUGUACUUGCUGGUACCAACAGACCUGAUAUCUUGGAUAAGGCUUUAUUAAGACCUGGCCGAUUUGAUCGUCAAAUUACAAUAGAUAAACCUGAUAUUAAAGGCCGCGAGCAGAUUUUUCGCAUUUAUCUUAAAAAGAUUAAGCUAGAUAAUGAUCCCUCAUUUUAUUCCCAAAGAUUAGCUGCUCUUACUCCCGGAUUUGCUGGAGCUGACAUUGCCAAUGUUUGUAAUGAGGCUGCUUUGGUUGCUGCAAGAAGUGAAGAAACACAGGUUACAAUGCAGCAUUUUGAGGCUGCUAUUGAUAGGAUCAUUGGUGGAUUAGAGAAGAAAAAUAAGGUAAUUAGCAAGUUGGAACGCCGAACUGUUGCUUACCAUGAAGCAGGUCAUGCUGUUGCCGGAUGGUUUUUGGAGCAUGCAGAGCCCCUCCUCAAAGUAACAAUUGUUCCUCGUGGUACUGCAGCUCUGGGCUUUGCUCAAUAUGUACCUAAUGAGAACCUCCUAAUGACUAAAGAGCAGCUCUUGGACAUGACAUGUAUGACUCUCGGAGGCCGUGCAUCUGAAGAGGUUUUGCUGGGGAAGAUCUCCACUGGUGCGCAGAACGACCUGGAGAAAGUGACGAAAAUGACUUAUGCCCAGGUUGCAGUAUAUGGUUUCAGCGACAAGGUUGGGCUCCUCUCUUUCCCCCAGCGAGAAGAUGGUUUCGAGAUGACCAAGCCUUAUAGUAGCAAGACUGGAGCCAUCAUCGACAACGAGGUGAGGGAAUGGAUUUCCAAGGCCUACGAGAAGACGGUUGAAUUGAUAAAGGAGCACAAAGAUCAUGUGGCACAGGUUGCCAAGCUGCUGCUUGAAAAGGAAGUCCUGCACCAGGAAGACUUGGUGCGGGUCCUGGGAGAGCGGCCAUUCAAAUCGAGUGAGCCAACGAAUUAUGACAGAUUUAAACAAGGUUUUCAGGAGGAAGAGGAAAACAAGAGCAGCCUCGAGACACUUGACGACGAGGUCGUUCCUACAUAAGCGUAUGGUUUUCUGUAGUGUAUUCAGAUGCUACUUCUAUAGAUGCUUGUUCAUCUUUCCGGAUCCAAAAUAAAUGUACAAAUCUGCAUCCACAUUCAUAGAAUAAAAAAAAAAGGGUUGGGUGUAACUUUUUUACUAAGUUAAUGUACGUGAGGUCGAGAUGCUCCUCCCCCUUUAUGGUGGAUCGAUCCACAUUGGAUCA